Messenger RNA from Micropterus dolomieu (smallmouth bass), 780 nucleotides. RefSeq names its product B-cell receptor CD22-like. The record is from RefSeq and is a predicted model, not a curated record. Gene Ontology annotation, cellular component: membrane. NCBI's taxonomy places the organism in Eukaryota, Metazoa, Chordata, Actinopteri, Centrarchiformes, Centrarchidae. Gene Ontology annotation, biological process: cell-cell adhesion. The annotation marks the transcript as partial. The transcript has 4 exons.
AUGUAUUCAGAUCUGCAGGUGCAGGUGAGCAGAUCAAAGUAUUCUCCCUGGGCAGAGCUGAAGUGUCACAGCAGCUGUCGUCUACCUGGCCAUCCUUCCUACAUCUGGUACAAGAACGGACAGAAAAUUCAGGAAGAAACAUCUACAUAUUCAGGCCCCUUUGAUCCUGCAGGCAGCUUUUCCUGUGCUGUACGAGGAUAUGAGAAGUCCCGCUCUCCUUCAGUGUAUGCUCCAAAGUUUCCCUCCGUGUCAGCGAGUCCCUCUGGUGAUUUUGUGGAGGGCAGUUCAGUAAAUCUGACUUGUAGCUGUGAUGCUAAGCCAGCAGCUAACUAUAUCUGGUACAAGAGGACUAAAAAUCCAGACCAUGAAGAUCUCAGUAAAGAACCACAGCUUGUCUUCAGCUCCAUCCAGACCUCUGACUCUGGAGAGUAUUACUGUGCAGCUGAGAACCAGCUGGGGAGGAAGACAACUAAAUACAUCAUUAAUGUGAAAUAUGCUCCAAAGCUUCCCUCUGUGUCAGUGAGUCCCUCUGCUGAGAUAGUGGAGGGCAGUUCAGUGACUCUGACCUGCAGCAGUGAUGCUAACCCAGCAGCUAAACACACCUGGUACAAGGAGAAUGAAGACUCACCAAAAGCAUCAGGACAGAACUUCACCAUCACUGACUUCAGAGCUGAACACAGUGGGAAUUAUUACUGUGAAGCCCAGAACAGAAGAGGACGUCAUAACUCCACCUUACAUCUGAUUGUUGUGGCAGGUACGUUUUUCACUUCACUUACACAU